Molecule: messenger RNA, 2322 nt
Organism: Helicoverpa armigera (cotton bollworm)
Lineage: Eukaryota; Metazoa; Arthropoda; Insecta; Lepidoptera; Noctuidae
Product: potassium/sodium hyperpolarization-activated cyclic nucleotide-gated channel 1
Exons: 4
Coding region: 191-1945 (584 amino acids)
Biological process (GO): sodium ion transmembrane transport; regulation of membrane depolarization; potassium ion transmembrane transport
Cellular component (GO): HCN channel complex
Molecular function (GO): voltage-gated potassium channel activity
Source: RefSeq, a predicted model, not a curated record
GUUGUGAUUCUAUAUUUAUUGUAAAAAGUUUUUACUUAUCUCAACCAACAGUCGGUACCUGCAUGGUCAGUACUCAAAAUCUCAGGUGUCAUCUAUAAAAUUGUAACACGAAUGUGAAAAGUUCGCCAUGCCAUUAAAAAUUAAAAAAAAAAUGUGAAAAGUCAUAUUCGCGUAUAGGAAUAAUGACACAAUGUAUGGAGAUCAUGAACUCCACGAUUCAUAUUACCACCACACUUGCCUCAUCAUCCCCGAGCAAGAUGUGCUGGAGGCGGACAUCUCGGGGACCGGGUUCGCGAGUCGCAUCGCUCGCUGGUGGACCGACCUGUUCCUGCUGUCGUACACGUCGGGCAGGUCUACCGGCUUCUACAACAGCACGCAUGCCAUGAGGAUCGAGAGAUUCAAGCACUUCCGGAAAUACAAGAGUCGCAUCCAUCCGAUGAGCAAAUUCAGAAACUUUUGGGAUUGUCUGAUACUGCACGUGUUCAUCAUCAAUAAGAUUCUGUUCAGAUUCACGUCGACAUUCAUUUACGACGACUUAUCAAUCGGCCUGUUUUACCUCGGAGCUUUCCUUGAACUGAUCAUCAUAGUAGAUCUGUACGUCACCCUCAAAACUGGAUACAUAAACCACGAGACUAAGCGAGUGGUGUUAGACGCAGAACGGUGCCUCGUCAACUUCUGUAAAACGAAACUGUUCAUACAUUACGUGUCAGCCAUUCCUCUGCAUUGGUUCUUAUUAUUGAAGUACGGAUCGAAUGUAUCUUGCGGAUUGUGUAAAGCUAAUAAAUUCGUAAGUGUCUUAAAGAUUAUCAGCAUCUUCAGCCUUUACAGAGUGUGUGAAACAUCUUCGUAUUGGAUUCAGAGAGGUCGCUUGACAAACAGGUCAUAUAUCUUCAAGUUCAUAAGGAUUGGAGCAAUCGGUAUAGUCACUCUAUGCCAGUUUUAUGACCUAAGUGACGUCGUUAUUUUAUGCGUGUUUAUGAACAAUGGCUUCGUCGAGAGAAACUCCAUGCUGGGCCUCAGAACAGCUUACAAGUAUAGUAAAAUGUUAGAUAAGCGGAUGCAUAACUUCGGGUUCGUAUUAUACGAUAUGAACAGGAUUUUUAAAGCUUUGAUUCUAUUUAGUCACGGAAUAAGAGAGAGAACUUAUUAUUUGGACAGACUCACUUCAUUGAUGGGAUACGUUCUUUCUAAUUUAUUUUACUUUUGGACUUUAAUGGAGUGUUUGUAUUGGGUACACCGCCUUAUGUAUCCGAAAGAUUCAAUAAUGAGAUUGAAGACUAGAGCCAUGACGAUGAUAUCGUGUCGCCAGUUGUCUGAUGACUUAAGUUACAAAGUACUGCAGUAUCUGGACUUCAAACCAACAAAGUUCAAAGUUGUGGAAAAAACCAACGAGUUAUGGAAGACACUUCCGGAAGAAUUGAAGAAAGAAGCCAAGUUAUGUUGUUACUUGAGGAUUAUAAUGCGAAUCCCUUUCUUCUGUGAUCUGUCGCUCCCUUUACUUGAACAGAUCACCAUGUUGCUGGAAGAGAAAAUAUUUUUACGUAAUGAUAUCGUCGCAGAGGCGCUGGAACAAGCCGAGGGCCUGAUGAUCAUAGACAACGGCGUCCUGGCGGUCUACUCCGAGACUCAGAAGGAGCAAGGACACCUUAUCGACGGUGAUCACUUCGGGGGACUGUCCUUGGUUACCGACAAAGAACUCUGCAUGUCCUUGGUUGUCGCUAUAACUGCUUCUAAAAUUCUACUGCUACAAAAGAACCAAUUUCGCAUGCUGAUGAGGGAACACCCGCAGCAGUUCUCCCAAAUCAAAGCAUUGUUAAAGAAGACAUACAGCAACAGGACGGAAAACCUUAUCACUUCACGACGCGCGUCCGAUCUCAGCGACCUGCCUGCCGAGAGAUACCCACACCCAUCGCUGCGGAAACUUUUGCAAAAUACUGACUCUUGAAGCUUCCAUCUUUAAUAUACGAACAUGUAUUGUAUUCACAUUGUCACCAAACAGCCCUAAGUGUUUACAUUUUUUGUAUCUAGGAUCGCGCCAGGCCGCAGACGACCGUGGCUGGAGUGUUGUGCAUAUGUUAUGGACCAUGUGAUUAAUUCGGGCAUUAUAAAUAAUGCCCGAGCAUUAUGAAUAAUGUCUAGCUUUAUGGGGCCAAGUGAUUAAUAACUAUCUUAACUUCAUUAUUUAUUACAUUGCACGGGCAUUAUUAUAUUGCUACAUGACAGUUGGGCAAUUUGAUAAUAAAGCUGUAUUUUACGCGGUGCGAGGGCGGGGAGGGAAGUACGCGUGGCGUGACACGCUUUGACCAAUCAGAGACAGCCAUU